Messenger RNA from Suhomyces tanzawaensis NRRL Y-17324, 864 nucleotides. Its product is annotated as lipoyl(octanoyl) transferase. Lineage: Eukaryota; Fungi; Ascomycota; Pichiomycetes; Serinales; Debaryomycetaceae. Gene Ontology annotation, cellular component: mitochondrion. Gene Ontology annotation, molecular function: lipoyl(octanoyl) transferase activity. The coding region runs from base 1 to 864 and encodes 287 amino acids. The transcript has a single exon. The record is from RefSeq and is a predicted model, not a curated record. Gene Ontology annotation, biological process: protein lipoylation.
AUGGCUUCCAAAACAUUUAUCAGAGGGGUCAGCUCGUGUACCCGGUUCACGCCGCUAUGUGACAACUAUAACACUCUCCGGCAUAUCCAUUUUCCCGGAAUCACCUCUUUCGAACGGGGGCAAAGGAUCCAAAAUGCCAUGGUGAAUGCCAACCUCGACUUCAAGAAACUCGAAGGCAAGAUCAAAAAACAGAAGAGAGAUAUCGCAGCUCAGGGCAUGAAACUAAACGAGUACGAAGAAUCGCUACUCGACAAGAUCCUCGACAUGAAACCGUUUCCAACGUUGUUGACCUUCGAGUUCGAGAACGUUUACACCGGAGGCAAGAAAGUAAGGCAAGAUCCCAAUUUGGAUGCCAAAAUCAAGCAAUACGAGGAUUCCGGAUGUCGCUACCAUCAGCUUGAGCGUGGUGGCCAGGUGACCUGGCACGGACAGGGCCAGCUUGUGGCGUACGGUAUUCUUGAUCUCAAGCAAUUCCAGGACUUGACAGUGAGAUGCUACGUUGAUGCCGUGCUCUUGAAAUCGGUUCAGAACCUUCUUGAAAAGAAUUACUCGGUGCCCAAUUUCAUCAACGAAAAUCCAGGAGUUUGGACAAACCAGAACCAAAAAAUUGCCUCGGUUGGAUGCAACAUACAACGAGCAAUUACCAGCUAUGGUAUUGGGUUGAACGUUGGCCCCGACCUCAAGUACUUAAAUGCGUUUGAGAUGUGUGGAUUGCCUGAAGCUCGCGCUACUUCCAUUAAAGAAUUGACCAACCAAGACGUCAGUGUCAAGGAAGCUGCGGACCAGUAUGCCAAAGAAUUUGCCCGGUUGUUGAAUAUUACCACCGUGGAACAUAUGAGUGGAGAAGACUUGAACAUAGAAUAA